ACUCUGGGAAGAAUUCUUCACAAUCAGAGUGUUUCUCAGCUUCCCUAUGGCAAAGCCCUCUACACAUAUGAGGGAAAAGAGCCUGGUGACCUCAAGUUUAACAAGGGGGACAUCAUCAUACUGCGGCGGAAGGUGGACGAGAACUGGUACCAUGGGGAGCUCAAUGGGAACCACGGCUUCUUCCCUGCCAGCUACAUACAGUGUAUCAAGCCCCUCCCACAAGCUCCACCUCAGGGCAAAGCACUUUACGACUUUGAAAUAAAGGAUAAAGAUCAAGACAAGGACUGCCUGACCUUCACCAAGGAUGAAAUUUUGACGGUCAUCAGAAGGGUAGAUGACAACUGGGCAGAAGGAAUGCUGGGUGACAAGAUUGGCAUUUUCCCUAUCCUCUAUGUUGAACUGAAUGAAUCCGCCAAGCAGCUCAUCGAGAUGGACAAGACCUGCUCAGCUGCUGCCUCCGGCUGCGACAUGCCACUGCCGACAGAGACGGCGGCAGUGGCAGCAUCAGCAGCGGUGGGUCUGGCACCGUGCUCCACACUGGCUGGUGCUGGGGCAGCAGGGGCAGCCCAGCGGCAGGCAGAAGGCAAGAAGAAUGCCAAGAAGCGCCACUCCUUCACCGCCCUCAGCAUGACGCACAAGUCCUCCCAGGCUGCCAGCAACAGGCACUCCAUGGAGAUCAGUGCUCCCGUCCUCAUCAGCUCCAGCGACCCGCGGGCAGCUGCCAGGAUUGGGGACCUGACUCACCUCUCCUCCAGUGCCCCAGCCCAGGAUUCCUCUUCAGCUGGAACUGCCACAGUGGCUGUUCCCAGGACAAGUGCAAUAACUGGAGAUCAGGGAACACCACCGAAGGUCCAGCUCCCCCUCAAUAUCUACCUAGCCCUGUAUGCCUACAAGCCUCAGAAGAACGAUGAGCUGGAGCUCCGCAAAGGUGAGAUGUACCGGGUCAUUGAGAAGUGCCAGGACGGCUGGUUCAAGGGGACAUCUCUGAGGAGUGGGAUGUCUGGCGUCUUCCCAGGCAACUACGUGACUCCUGUUUCAAGGGUGCCAGUGGGAGCUGGGCAGCCCAGGAACAGCGGAGCCACGGGAGUUCCAACAACAAAAGGAGCCCCAGGAGUCAUCCACCCCAUCGGGGCUGGUCACACCAACACCUCCACAGCUGUCAGACCGGUUGUUCCCAUCACUGCUCCCCAGACACAUCCUCAGCUACAGGCAGCCUCUCCUCAGCUGAAUAACUGCUUGAGGUAUUCAGCUCAGCAGCCAGCCAGCCAGACCCGCAACGCCAUGCAGAUGGCUCACCCCCAGGUGCCGGCCCCGGAGCGGCCCACCGCCACGGUCUCGCCCCUGCGGACGCCCAGCUCGCCCUCCCGCCUGCCAGCAGCAGCCAUCCGGCCUCACCCUGCCGUCUCCCCACAGCACGGCCACCAGCCGCCCACCCCAGGGGCCCGGCCCCUCAUCCCCCUCACCUCUGCCGCUGCCGCCAUCACCCCGCCCAACGUCAGCGCAGCCCACCUCAAUGGUGAGGCGGGCAGCGGGCCCCUGGGUGGCCCUGUCACCCCUGGCCCUGCCAGCAAGGCUGAGGAGAGAAAGAAUGAGAAGAAGGAGAAGAAGAGCGGGCUGCUGAAACUUCUAGCAGGAGCAUCAACAAAAAAGAAGUCACGCUCCCCACCGUCCGUGUCCCCCACACAUGAUCCCCAGGCAGCCAUCGAAGGAGUCCUGCAAGGGGCAGUGGGACCUGAGCUCUCCUCGCUCUCCAGCCAUGGCAGGGCUGGCUCAUGCCCUAUCGAGAGUGAAAUGCAGGGAGCCAUGGGGCUGGAGCCUCUGCACAGGAAAACAGGCUCCUUGGAUUUGAAUUUUUCCAUUCCUUCUCCUGCCAGGCAGCCCCUCUCUUCCAUGGCAGCUAUUCGGCCAGAGCCCAAGCCUUUGCCCCGGGAAAGGUACCGCGUUGUGGUCCCAUACCCGCCACAGAGCGAAGCCGAGAUCGAACUGAAGGAAGGUGACAUUGUGUUCGUGCACAAGAAACGGGAGGACGGCUGGUACAAAGGGACAUUGCAGAGGAAUGGCAGGACGGGCCUCUUCCCUGGGAGCUUUGUCGAGAGCUUCUGAGGACAGCUCGCCGCUCUCUCAACUGGAGGAGCUUUCAGGGGAAACUGCAUAGCACAAGAAGAGACAGCAAAGAGAAACUGGACUGAUAACCACUGCCAUUUUUAUUUCCAAAGACUCCCCCCAGGCCCUUCAGUCUACAGCUCUGGAGACACAGUGCCCCACUGUUCUCCUGAGGCCGUGUGCAGUGCAUACAGUGGUAUGUUGAAGUAGUGCCUUCCACCUGGAAUCACAGACUGAAAGGACGCCCAUCUGGACUGUACGUAACCUAAACUCCGGCUGUUAACCCUUUGUGUAAAUUAUAGAGAAGAUAUCUUUAAAAAA
Molecule: messenger RNA, 2424 nt
Organism: Athene cunicularia (burrowing owl)
Lineage: Eukaryota; Metazoa; Chordata; Aves; Strigiformes; Strigidae
Gene: SH3RF3
Product: SH3 domain containing ring finger 3
Exons: 10
Molecular function (GO): protein binding
Source: RefSeq, a predicted model, not a curated record